Epinephelus lanceolatus (giant grouper) is the source of this 2425-nucleotide messenger RNA. RefSeq names its product chromosome 21 C10orf88 homolog (gene c21h10orf88). Lineage: Eukaryota; Metazoa; Chordata; Actinopteri; Perciformes; Serranidae. The record is from RefSeq and is a predicted model, not a curated record.
GCGUGCUGAUGCAGAGAGUUUAGCGUUAGCUUGAAGUGGAAAAUUCACCGUUUUAUCAUCAGUUUUAUCUUAAAAUCGAGUUCAUCCGGAUUUUUUUUAAAGAAGUCUGAAGAAAUGCGAAGACGAAAGUUGACAAACUGGAGGAAAACGAGCUAAUCUGCAGUUUCAGCGGAGGAAUUGAAGGUAAAAAGCUUGUCUCCAAGGUAGGUUCCAGUCCCUGUGGCCCCUGGCAGCAUCAUGGUGGACAUUGCCGUGAAGAGCGGAGCUGCGUGGGUGUGUCCCGAUGAGGGACAGUUGGCUGAUGUCCUGCUUCCUGUUGACGUCAGUAACAAAGACGAUCACGAUGAGGAGCUCGGUCAGUCAGAGGGAGACGAGACAAACAGGGGCGGCCCAGUGCUGUUGGAGCAGACGGAAGAAGGGUCUCCUUGUGUCUUGACGCUCCACUGCAGCUCCUGCUCACCUGCUGCCAUCAGCCGCCUGCUGGUCACCAGCGAGGCCCGAACCAUGGAGGUGUACAGCCAGACGGGAGAAUACUGUGGGACAGUCCGCGGGAAGAGAGACAACAGUGUCCAGACAGACAGCUCAGACAGAGGGCCUUUCUACAAGAAACAGCUGAUCCUUGAGCACCCGUCCUCUGCCUGUGACGUGAAGCUGCUCUCCCUGGGCGGUCGAAGCAGCGUAUUGGUGUGUCGAGUCAUUGUGGGCCUUCAGCCUCUGCCGCCCUGCGCAGCCCGCGGUCCUGGCAUUGAUAUGCAGCAGGUGCAGUGUCUGGUUGAGGAGAUGGGAACAAGCCUCUCUCCAGGAGCCCAGCACCUCAUGGACAUGGUGCACUUCCAGCAGAAGAACCAGACCAGCUCUCUGGGCGGCUUCCUGCCUCUCCUGAUGGGCGGUGGAGUUUUCUCUGCUCUGGCUCAAGGAGCCAACAUCUCCUCAGCAGCCUUCAGAGACCAGCCGCUGCCUGCAGACUCCACGCCUCCAGUCGGCUCCAUCAGGCCUGCAGGUGAAGCUUCGCCGCCUCAGAACGGAGUGAUGUCAGACAGUUCCUCUGUCUCCUCCCCGGACCUGCCGCCGUCUGCCGUCAACACCAAGAACACAGCGAGCAGUGAGAAUGGAGGCCCUGUGAAUCACGCCCAGCUGGCUGAGAUGAUGUCACACUUCCUGAAAGGGCAGGGGCCCGGCGAGGUGAUGUGCUCGGGCCCCGAGCUGCUGCCCGUGCUGCAGACCCUCUGUGGUCAGGUGACGAAGCUGAGACUGGAUGACGCGGCGGCGGCGCUGGCAGAGAAGGAGAAGGUGAUGAGGAACGGAACGUGGGAGUUGGACUCAGCCAUGGAGCGUCGUCUGGAGGAGAUGGAGAGGAGGCUGAAGGAGCACGUUGACCGUCGCCUGGACGCUCUGGAGCAGAAGCUGGAGAAGGCCCUGCUGAGCACCCUGCCGCAUGUCGCCCUCAACCAGGGAGGAGCAGCAUCCACGGGACCGUCGGAGCAGACCGCCGCGGCAUCGGCCACGCACUGAGUUCAGAGCGACUAAAAGACUAACACAACAUGUAACCUGAACGCCUUUCUGCCCCUAGUGCUUCUCAGAGUCGACCUUAGAGCCAGAGGAGAGGCAGAGCAGGAUGCAGACGCUAAAAUCUAAAAAGGGCUGAAAUGGAAUUAUUGAUAAAAUAACACAAUAAUCGCAAUAACCUGUUAAAACAUAAAAAUUGUGUUAAACUACGAGUGUCGGCUGUCAGAAAUGCAGCCUCUUUAACGGUUUGUCUUUUAUCUUCGGGGGAAAAUAACAAAGCAACACUGAUGGACAGCAGAAGUGAAUGUCCUGGAUGUGGGACUGUCUGUGUGGCCGAAUGAAACAAAACUGCAGAAAUAUGCAGAAAACAUGUCUUGCGUCUGCAGUGCAUUCUGGGAAAGUUUAUCCACAUGAAGAAGUGAAGUGAAAAAAUACAUUGCCAACAAAAAAACACCUAAAACCAAACAGAAAAUGAAAUGACACUGAGCAUGUGAUCGUAUCCAGGUUUGAACAUCAUAAUAUUUUACAUGCAUCACCAGCAGAACAGAAUUAUUCACAUUAAACUGUGCAUGUAAACACUCCAAUCUGUCCUCUGAGGUUUCACGAUCCACUCAGUCCUCUAGUCCACCUGUGGAUUAACAGUUGUUCACACUGCGUACUGUAACUGCACUGAUCUGCUGUGAUUUAGUGAGUCAGGCCUUCUGUGUCUGGGUCAGGUCAGCUGUGGAUAAUGUCAGAAUGAAUACAUGAAGUCCUGUCACAGGAGUGCGUACAGAAGGUUAUUAAAAUGUGUUUUAAUAUGACACUGUAAUGUUUGAAAUAAUGUACAUGUCUGUAACAUAAAGCUGCCGAUGUAAACUGAUGGUGAUGGUUUUAAUAACCGAGCUGACAGAAAUAAAAAUAUAUUUAUACAGAUGAA